UGACCAGAAUAUCCUCAGCUAAUAAUUUUCCCUUGCCUAGUCUUCUAAAAUAGUAGAGAAUAGAAAGAAAAUUCUGUACAAAAAUUAAAAUGACUUCAACAGAAAACAAUGGUGCUUCUAGCCACCCCUCCACUACCGGCGCCACCGUUGUCGACGGCAUAAACGCUGGCCUUCUUAUUUCAACCACCGAGACCAUACGUUUGUUUCUCGCCGGAGCUUCCGCGGGAGUUGAACUCUCCGAUGACCUGAGAGAACUCGCGUCUUCCCUUUCUGAUCAUCCCACGGUACCAUACAAACAUCUGAGGUCGGUUUGGAUUGGGUCUAACCCUUCAACGCGACCUGAUCUGAUGGGCUUGUUAUCCGGAUCCAAUUUCGUCUUCUGCAGUCCAAAACCUAGAGAGAAAAGUGAGGAACUCAAAGCUCGGUUGAAGAAACUAGAAGAAGCGUCGGAGAGGAAGGCGUAUGAUGAAUUGGUGAAGGAUAUUACUCCUAGGAAACCUGUGGAUGAACCUUUUUCCUCUUAUAAAGAUCAAAUGGGCUUUGGCUUACAUGUUGGUAUAGCAAUGUUCACUUGCUAUCUGAUGGGAUAUUUUACAUUCAGGGCCUUAUUUAAUCACAAUCCAGCAAUGAGCGCUGCUGGGGGCAUUCUUGGAUUGGUCAUUGCCAUGCUUGUCGAGACACUUCUCUUUAUUAUUAGAACUUCGAGUCUAGAUAAAAAACCGGCUAGAAAAGCCACAUCAACGCAGAAGAAGAAUCAGUAGGUUUCAUCACAAGAAGUUGAUUCGUUCUAUGUUUCCUUAGAAUAGGAAUAAAUAUUUUGGUAUUGAACAUCUCAUUUAUUUCUCCUCCUCUGAAAUUUUUAUGCUGUAAAAAUAUGUACUUUUUGAUUUGUGUAGCUCACUAUAGGUUCAUUAUAAGAGAACUAUUGCUCUGCAAUGCAUAAUUAUUUCUAAUUGGGAAGUUUGUCUUUGGCACUUGUAAUACAAGAUAAUUUUAUUGUCUUUCACAGAAGACCAUGUGGUUUGUUUUGUA
Solanum lycopersicum (tomato) is the source of this 1032-nucleotide messenger RNA. RefSeq lists its product as uncharacterized. Gene Ontology annotation, biological process: vacuolar proton-transporting V-type ATPase complex assembly. Lineage: Eukaryota; Viridiplantae; Streptophyta; Magnoliopsida; Solanales; Solanaceae. The record is from RefSeq and is a predicted model, not a curated record. Gene Ontology annotation, cellular component: endomembrane system.